Mycena indigotica is the source of this 1980-nucleotide messenger RNA. RefSeq names its product WD-REPEATS-REGION domain-containing protein. The record is from RefSeq and is a predicted model, not a curated record. The transcript is spliced from 5 exons. Bases 49 to 1980 code for a protein of 643 amino acids. Gene Ontology annotation, molecular function: U6 snRNA binding; protein binding; U4 snRNA binding. NCBI's taxonomy places the organism in Eukaryota, Fungi, Basidiomycota, Agaricomycetes, Agaricales, Mycenaceae. Gene Ontology annotation, biological process: mRNA splicing, via spliceosome. Gene Ontology annotation, cellular component: U4/U6 x U5 tri-snRNP complex.
AGGAUUGGUCACAAAAGUCACAACGUCUCAACCCUCCCUUGGACGACCAUGUCGUUCCACACACCACCCUCGACUCCGACGCCGCACAGACUACAGCGUCGUGGUCGAGGGUCUCCUGCAACUCCUUCCUCCGCCCGCUUCAGCCACCUGCUGUCCUCAGUCCUCGGGUCUCCAUUCGUCACCACAACCGACCUUGUUGACCUCGUAGACGGAGAGAACACAACUGUACCUCACUCAGACACGGUCACACGUCCCCCUUCCCCAGAUCACGGCUUCGAAGUUAUUCAGCAUGAAGAUAGUGACGAAGAAUGGUCAUUCAGACGCUCGCCAUUCCGUUCCAUCCUUCCUCGCCUUUGGGAUGUUCUUUCGACUUCGCCCCCACGAAGGCCCUCGCCUUUCUCUUACUCUUCUAGCAGCAGCUCUAUUUGGACCUCGAAACCGAUCGACUACUCCCAAUUACCACCUCUCGAUGGUGAAGAAGGCGAGCUUAUCGACGACGAAGCUUGUUUUUUCUGUCCGCCAGUCAGAGCCGUAACUGGAAUCGACAUCCUCUCUUUACUCCCGCCCGAGCUUGCACUUCACACUCUUUCCCUCCUUGCGCCAACACGGCCUGACCCUCAUUCUCCUGCAUCCACUGUCCUUGCGGACAUUCCAGAUCAUGUCAUCCAGGCCAACUCGGCUCUUACAAGUCUACUCGCUUGUCGCAGUGUCUCACGCAAGUGGGCCCGUUUUGCGAACGACAACUCUGUGUGGCGGUCUCUUUAUACUGCCAGAUGGGGCACUCCUCCAACUCUUUCACCAUCAUUAUCUCCAUAUACACCUCCUCCAACCCCUUCGCGGCGGAAUAGCACAAUGCCCGAUAUUCGGAUGAAGAAAUUGCCCGCAUUACCACCUGGAGAGUCUGUCUUUCCCGCUCCUCUCGCACUGGACUUUUCCAGGUUAUAUCGGGCCCGAUUGGAGCUUGAUCGUCGGUGGGAAGGCUUACACGACGAGCAAUGGAGUCCGCGGCCAAUGGCGCUUGCGGGUCACACAGAUAGUGUCUACUGUCUCGAGUUCUCUCGCACACACAUCAUCACUGGCUCCCGCGACCGCAGUGUCAAAGUAUGGUCGCUUACUUCGGGUCGUCUUCUUGGUACUUUUAAGGGUCAACACAAGGGCAGUGUUCUCUGUCUCAAAUUCGAGCUUGAGGAGACACAUCCGGCUACUGGUGGGCUCCGAGGGUUCCUCGUAACUGGCAGCUCUGACUGCAAUGUAUGUGUUUGGGACCUAUGGACAGAACAUGGUGGCGAAGAUGCUCAAGUCUUCGGCGAGGUUAGGGCGGUGUUGCGUGGCCAUGGCGGAGGCGUCCUUGACUUGAGGAUCGACCAAAAGUGGAUCGUCAGUUGUGCGAAGGAUGCUGCUAUUCGGGUCUGGUCGAGGGAAAGCCUGGAUCUGCAUCGCACCCUUCGCGGACAUGAGGGUCCGGUCAACGCUGUGGGGUUGCAAAGCGGUGCUUACUCUGAAGAGAGCUCACAGCACGAUGGUCGUAUCGUCAGUGCAAGCGGGGAUGGCAAAAUGAUUCUAUGGGACAUUGCUAGCGGGGAACGAGUUCGCACAUUUGAGGGUCAUGAUCGUGGGUUAGCAUGCAUCGAGUUCAAGGGUGACCUGAUAAUCUCUGGUUCAAAUGACUGCAAGAUUAAGAUCUGGAGUGCUUCGAGUGGAGCAUGUCUACGUACUCUUGUUGGCCACGAAGGCUUGGUUCGAGCACUGUCUUGUGACCCUCAGAAUGGCCGUCUGGUCAGUGUCAGCUAUGACCGCAGCGUGCGAGUUUGGGAUCUUGGGACUGGCCGAGCUAUCAGAGUCGUGCGAGACAGUCAUACGAGCCAUAUUUUUGAUGUCAAGUUUGAUUCAAGACGGAUUGUGAGCACUUCUCACGACCGCAAAAUUGUCGUUCUCGACUUUUCGCUUGGUUUAGGCGUCAAUCCGGCGCUCUUCGUUUGA